CGGGUGUCUGACUCGCGGCGCCCGCGAUCGCGACGACCGACGGCCGGCGCCACACCGGUCCGCGUGCACGCCGACCCCUUGUUGAGAUGGACCCCACAGCCGCCGGCCACCGUACCGCGAGCAAACGGUGUUGUAUCAUCCGCGUUGACGGCCAACAGCAGCCCGGCCACGGCCACCGUCAGCGGCAACACGACGACGGACAUCAGCAACAACCACGGUUAUCGUGCAACAACGCAGCGGCCUACGCAACGACCGCAUUGUUGA
Messenger RNA from Cinara cedri, 264 nucleotides. The record is from the annotation of a GenBank genome assembly. NCBI's taxonomy places the organism in Eukaryota, Metazoa, Arthropoda, Insecta, Hemiptera, Aphididae.